Molecule: messenger RNA, 672 nt
Organism: Clunio marinus
Lineage: Eukaryota; Metazoa; Arthropoda; Insecta; Diptera; Chironomidae
Source: the annotation of a GenBank genome assembly
AUGAGAAGUGAUUCCAAUUACACAAUUUGCCGUGGAGCAAUAAAAAAAACUUACGCCUGGCCCAUGAAGCUCCAAUCAACCGUUGAAACAGAUGGCGAUGGUCUUGAGUUCCAUUGCUCAAAUCAUCAUCAUACGAAGCUUUCAAGUCUUUUUAUAAAAAUAUUAACUUUUUCGAUGUAUGCAAUGCCAAAGCUCUUGUUGAAUUUUGGUAUUUGUUCUCAGCUGGUAAUAUUUAUUGCUAGCUUUAUUUCUGUAAUUAAAGUGAUCAAAUGUUUGACCAAAUAUACUUACAAAUUAUUAGUUGAUAGUUUAAGAUACUCCCAUAUUAUUUUAUUUGGAUUUUUUCUUAUCUACAUGGUGCGAUGUGAAAAAGAGAAUCUUAAUACCGCAUAUAGCGACAACGGUAUGUUUGAUGUAAUCUACGAAGAAAAUGUUAAUCGAAUACUCAAAACUGAUUAUCCUAAUCAAGAAUCCAUAGUCGAAUGUAUGAUAACAGAACUAAAAAAACAGCAAGCUAUUAAACAUGCUUACGCAGAUGAUUUACUAAAUAAAAUAGAACCAUAUGUAGUUGAUGCUGAAAAGGUCUGCAAACAGAAAAACUUUGGAUUAAUUUUCCAUUCUUCAAUUUCAUUAAUCAUUCUAUGCGCAAUUGCUGCAUUUAUCAGAUCUUAA